CACAAAAAUGUAUGAAAAUGAAACACAUAUAAAAAAAUGAUGGUCCACUGAUACAGAAUAGUGAUGAUAAAACGAUUUUCAAACCAUUUUUUUUUUGAAUGAAAAACACUUAAAUUUGGAUAAAUGUAAUAAAAUUUGAAUAAAAAGUGAAGUGAAUUGUGAAAGAAAAACGGACACCACUAUAGGCUGUUUGGCAUCAUUAACAUAAAAUGGCAACCACAAUAUCAAUUGGCUCGCCAAAUUGUAUUGGACGAUGCCCAACAGAAGCAACCAAACCGUUAAGCCGCGUUGAACGAACAAAAAGUUUCCUGAAAGCGAGUCUUAUCAAAAGAUGGAAAAGUUCCAAAGAGUUAUUCUCGAAUUUGACGGGCAACGAUAGCGGUGGUAAACCCACACGAAAACAAAUCGAAAAUAAAUUACAAAAUGGUAAAUUCAUCAAUGAAAAAGUUCUAGACAAUUUGGAUGAGUUUGAGCGAAAUUUUUUAUUGUCGGCUGGCCGAAAGAUUCUUGUACGUGAAUUGCGUAAAAAUUUCGAAAAACCGCCAUACAAUAACAUACAAACGUCGGAUAUAAAGGAUAUAAAUUUAGGCAAUAAUGUCAUACAAUGCAAUGGUAACAGUAGCCCAGCGAAAACGAAAGCAUCAAAUUUACUGGCGGCGCAACCAAAACGAUUUGCAAAUGCAAGUGUACAAACAAUUCCAAACUAUGACGAUGAUUAUGGUUAUACGACGAAAGCAAUAACUCCAAAACAAAACCAAAAAAAGCCGCUGGUAAUGCGUCAUUCGUUUUACAAUACAUACCGAAAUGAAUAUUGUGCAUGGCAAAAUAGUCAUUAUGCAUCAAAUUUAUCGUUAAUUUCAUAUGGUUAUCCAAGUACAAGCGAAAGAUGUUUGGAGAAAACCAUCAGUAAGUACAAAAAUUCGAUAAAAUCAACGUCAGCUGUUGAUCUAUCAUCGAUUUCAUCAUCGGUGGUAUUGAAUUCAACUAGAUCGCAAUCGACUGCAAUCGAUCAAUCGAUUGAAAAAUCAUCGUCGAUGCUGAAACGACACUAUAGUAGUAUAGUCAACAUAAGCCAUUCGAAUUCCACGCAAAAUUUAACGGAUUCACCAAUCAUCGACUACAGCUAUAACUCGAUCGAUACGAUGCCUUCAACAUAUGCUGUGGUCAAUAAACCGAUGCAAAAAAAUGGUCAACUGAAACCAACACAUUCAAUAAAAAGCUUAAACACCGUCUCAUCGACCAUCCAUGAUGGAAUUAACAAUGUACAGAUUCGUUUUCGUAACGGUGAUGAUGAUACAAAGUCAUUGAUCGUAACAAGUACAUCGUCGUCCAUUUUAUGCGAUAAUCCACAAAAUAAUGAUCAUUCUACGUGUCAUUUCAAUGGAUUUGUCUCAAAAACAGAUCUUUAUGGAUCAAAUAUCACGUUGGACGAUACAAACACGAACAAUAACAAUAAUAUUAACAACAACAAUAAAAAUAACGAUAGCAAUAAUUAUGAAUAUAGUUCGCUACUAAAUUGCCAUACUAAAAAUAUAAAUAUGAACAAUUAUAAAACCAUUGAAACAAACGUGAGCCAUAAUAAUAAUCAGGAUGGAAACAAUAAUACAACAACAAAGAUUCGAAAAUGCUACAGCAUCAAUCAAAUUGAUUUGAGCCUAUUGAAAAAUGAACUUGAUGAAUACAUUGAUCGCGAGUUACGCACCACCAAUUUUGGCCGAAAUACAUUGGCACAGCGCCGAAGUCAAUUUGAAUGCAAUUUUAAAAAGGAAUUGGAUUUGGAGCAGAAAAUCGACUUGGAGAUAAAGAUGCGGGAAGGCUCUGCAAAGCUUCUAGCAGCAUGUAACAACAAUCCAUACACGGGUAAUUUAACAUCAGCACAAAAUACACAAAUUUUAGAGGCUGCCAAAAAUUUACUGACAUCAAAUGAACGUAUGACAGCCUAUAUGGCUGAAUUGCAACGAAGGAAACGCGAUCGCAGCGAAACGGUUAGCAAAUUAACUGCAAAUAAACAGAAAACCACGGCAAAAGUUUCGUUGAGCGAAAUUCGUAUGCCGUUGAUGUGGCGCGAUACAGAUCACUUCAAAAAUAAAGGAGACCAUCGUCGAUUUGCCGUAUUCUGUUUGGUUCGCAUUGGUACCGAUAUCUUUGACACAUCACUUUUAUGUCCAGUCGAUAGAAGCCUUACCGAUAUAAGUUUCAAUGAUGCAAUUCUAUUUUCAAAUGUCGAACCGGAUUUCGAAUUAAAGCUUGAAGUGUACGCAGUUAUGAUGGAAACUGAUUUAACCAUAGCGUCGACGCCGCGUAAAAUCAAAAAUACCAUUCAUAGUUCGAUAAGCCGAACGGUUGGUAAGCGGCUCGCGUCAACAUUGAAAGAUGAACUAAACAAUGCCAAAAUAGGUCCCAAAUUUGAGCUGAUCGCAACUGCCACACUAACACUUUCUGAAGCUUCUGAUCUACCACAUACGCAUGACUUGACACUGACCACAAACUAUCCGGCAAACAAUAUGAAUAACAACCAAUUUAAUAAUAAAUUGCCUUUGUUUGGUCAUUUUUGUUGUCGUCUAGCUGUACAACCGGAUUUCAUAAAAAACAGCUACUGCGCUGGAAAUUUAGAAUUAUUAUCGUCAAACGAUAAUCAAUUGUAUGGCGUGUAUGCAAGAUUACAAGCGUUUAAAUUGGCAUAUUGGGAAAAUUUGGAGGCAUUUGAAAAUAAUUUAGAACCAAAACAUGCGAUUGAAAUCACACGUGAUACGAAAGCAAAACGACGUGGAGAUUUGGAAAUCGUAAUAUGCAACAUGGAAGAGGGAAAUAUAAAGAAGUAUACUUUCCGAACGGCAGAACCGAUGGAAGCAUCGAAUUGGGAAAUUGGACUCAAACGGGCCAUCAGAGAACACUUACAAUGGAAACAUGUUAUGCUUAGUACACCAAUGCAGCUAACAACACCCGGAACAGAAAGAAACUACUUUUCACGGUCGGGACGCCAUGGAUCGUUAUACGAUCAAGUACCAAUUUUACAUUCACGAGAAUCGAAUUCACUCUAUUCAAGUGUCACAAACGAUAAAGGAGACAAAGCGGAGUCACCAAAACUUAGAAACUUCCGUAGUCGUGCCAAUUCGUCGUCUAGCAUUAAUACAGCGAUUAGUGGCAGUGUGUCAUCGAUGAUAAGCAUUUCUAGUUCAAAGCGAAGCCAUUGGCCAUUCGGAAAAUAAAAAUAAAUGAAUUUUUUUUCACAAGAGGCAUUACCAGUGACUGCACAUUUUUGAUUAAAUUACGCUUUUACGAUUGAAAAUAUUUAAAUCUUUAUACUAUAAGUUUGUGUAUAGUCAUUAUAUGGCCACACUCUAUAUAUUGAAACAAAAAAUCACACUUAGAAACAAACUUAUCAUACAGAUUUUAGUAUUCGAAAUCGUUAAAAGUUAGAAAAAGUCCUUAACAGAAAAUAUGCAGACUCUGGGCAAAAAAAAAUACGUUCAAAUUUUAUUUUUAUAAAACUUUGCAUAUGCUUCAAAUAUUCAAUAAAUGUAUGCAAAAUAUCGCACAACAUUUCAUUCAACCAUAAGAAAACUUUUGAAAUUGAACUGAAAGUUUUAGAAUUAAUAUGAACUAAUCUUAAUCUAUUCGAUGCUGGUCAAUUGAUUUUGCUAAUAAGGCACAUCUGCCUGAUCCGUUGACUGAAUCUCGAACAAAAUUAUUUUAUCUAUAUAUAUUUAACGAACAAUUUCAAUUGAAAUGAAUGCUGAUGAACAUAUUUUUUUAAAAUAAUUUCAAUAUUGACCGCUUGACAAAAGUUUUAAGGAACAAAUAAAAUCUACAACAUUAAAA
This is a messenger RNA of Contarinia nasturtii (swede midge), 3822 nucleotides long. Its product is annotated as probable polyketide synthase 15. The transcript is spliced from 6 exons. The record is from RefSeq and is a predicted model, not a curated record. Gene Ontology annotation, cellular component: actomyosin contractile ring. Gene Ontology annotation, biological process: actomyosin contractile ring assembly; septin ring organization; signal transduction. Bases 210 to 3209 code for a protein of 999 amino acids. Lineage: Eukaryota; Metazoa; Arthropoda; Insecta; Diptera; Cecidomyiidae.